UUGACAAAAUCCAUGAGUUCUGCCAUCCCUGACAUGACCUGUUAAAGUUAAAAAUGGAUGAAAUUAUGUAAUUUAUUGUUUCGUUAUUACAAAAUUAAAAGUACGAUUAUGAUUCGCGAUGAAGAUGAAAGAUGCGUAAAUUAGUAACAUUCAAUUUAACUGAUUGCAAUGAUACGGAGUUCCCAAGUGAUGUUAUUCACAACUUGAGGCAGGCUGUGCUUGUUCCAAUUGCUUACAAGCCGAAGAUCCAGCAAGCUUUGCAAAGAGUCGAUUUUCAAUACCAUAGAACUUGUAGUUACUCGAAUCUCUUGCGGGAGUGUAAUGUCGGCGAAGGGGAGACCCUGUUAAUGUUCUGGGGCUACGAACGCUCAGACAGCAGGGUUACUAUGAGCAUGUCCACCUCUAGCUGCUCCUCGUUGCACACACCGACAAAUACGACUAGCAGCCAGAGAGAUAAGGAACUGCGUUCCACCGCCCAACAGACUGAUAUAAGUUGUCGGUACUCCCCCGGCAUCUCUUCACCAGCGAAUCCGAAUGACACGGAGGAACAGCGUCAGAUGCGCGCACGCAUCGCAGACUCACUGACGUUCUCUUCUCCCGCAUCGUCUCUAGUGCAACCAGCGGGCCGCUCCAUGUCCAUCCUCAGCUCCGUCUGCGCGUUGCUGCUCAAUAAACAGGGCUCGCAAGCCGCGAAGGAGGUGUCGAGCUUCACGGGCAGCUUGCGCUCCGACAACAUCUGCCGCAUCUGCUUCGGCGGCGAGUCUGCCGAGCGCCUGGUGCGGCCAUGUUCCUGCCGGGGCACCAUCGCCGCCGUGCACCGCUCCUGUCUGGAGCGCUGGCUGCUGCAGGCUGCCACGUCCUACUGCGAGCUGUGCAGGCAUCACUACAUUGUCACCAGAAGUCACAAAUGGUCAUGGAUGCGGUCCAUGGCAGAGUGGGCGAUGUCCGGACGCGGACGUGCGCUGGCGGCAGACGUGUGGCGCGCGCUGGCGUUGGGCACGGCCAGCGUGCUGGGCACGGCGCGCGCGCUGCACGCCUGCGACGCCGUGCUACAGGCCGGAGCGCGCAGGGGCGGGGGCGCAGCACUCGCUGCCAAUCUCUUUUCCUCGUUACUCAUUGGAGUUAUUGGCGCGCUUAACGGGCUGCUGACGACGUGGAUGCUGCUAAAGAUCCAGGAGCACCAGCUGUCGUGGCAGGCGUGGCGCGACAGCACGCUGCACGUGCACGUCACGCUGGCGGACGAGGAGAGCACGCUCACCCCGCACCCCUCGGACGCCACGGUGGUGGGCGACGAAGAUGGAAACGCCACCGCCGACAGGAGCACUAAUGUCGCUGAUCCUUUUAUGGUUGCACUACCGUACAAUCUGCCCGACCCAUGAAGUAUCUGCAUACACGUUACGUUACAAAAAAAUCAAGUAUUAUUUUCGGUUAAAUUAAAUUGUUGUCUGGAGGCACGGCAGUGGGCCGCCAAGUUAAUUACUUUGCAGCAACUAUGACAUUUUCGUUUUUGAGUUUCACGCUGACUACCGGCGCUUGUUUUAUAAUUCUAAUGGGUUUGGUAAUAUUACGGCAUAUCAGAGACGCGAACCCCAUCACUAAGUAACUCUAAUGUAAGACUGUAAGGUGUGACAUCUAGGCCAACAUGUGACUUCCUGAGGCGUGCGUGGCGGGCCCAGCCACCGGGGCACGGGGGCGCCACGCCUGCUUCGUCCAAUACAAGUCACUGUAGCUCUGGUUUUCAUCAAAUAAAUAUUUUUGAAGUUA
Messenger RNA from Spodoptera frugiperda (fall armyworm), 1764 nucleotides. Its product is annotated as E3 ubiquitin-protein ligase MARCHF2. The record is from RefSeq and is a predicted model, not a curated record. Lineage: Eukaryota; Metazoa; Arthropoda; Insecta; Lepidoptera; Noctuidae. The coding region runs from base 132 to 1379 and encodes 415 amino acids. Gene Ontology annotation, biological process: protein ubiquitination. The transcript has 8 exons. Gene Ontology annotation, molecular function: ubiquitin-protein transferase activity; zinc ion binding.